GGGACCUUCCGCUACCAUCCUACGCCCUGCAAACUAGCCUCCGGUCGCGGGUGUGCGUCGGGAAAAGUGGUCCGGGCAGCACUCAACCACCAAAGCAGUUCCUGUUGAGACGCGCGCGCGCGCCUUAAGAGUUGAUUUGUGAGAUGCUCCUCGCGUUGGAGGAGGAACCAACGUUCCUCGAUAGAUAGACAGACAGACAGACUUUAUUAAAUAAGAAACACGAAGUUGUGCAAUGGAAUGGAAUAGACUCCAGCCUCAGACUGCAGUGGGGCUUCUGGGGGGCGGUGGCAGCCGGGGGCUGAGGUGGGCCACUGGAAACCCCACCUCCUCCAGAGAAGUUGUGGUGAGAACCUCCGCCGGCAGCUCCGCCACACCACAUCAGCGGCUGCGGAGCCCGCACCAUGGAGCUGCUCGGCGCCCUCGCGCUCCUCUGCCUGCUGCAGUCGUGCACCUCGGAGCUGGAGGCUCGCGGGCACCUGGAGCCCUCGGACUCCCUGUUCGACUCCGCGGUGGAAGCCUACUACAGGGGCGAGUGGCUCUCCGUCAUCCUCAACAUGGAGAAGGCGCUGCGGAACAAAGCCGCCGUCCGCCGAGUCAAGGCUCAGUGCCGGAUCUCGUGCGCCAACCGCACCGCCUUCGGGCUGCCGCUGGCCGGCCUCGGGGUGCCCGUCCCCGGGGCAGGGUCGGUGGAGGACCUGGCCUUCUUCCAGAAGGUCAUCCAGCGAGCCGAGUGCGUCAAGUCCUGCGAGUGGGAGAAGCUGGGCUCGCCCACGAUGCACCUCUACAGCGACCAGGUCGAGUUGGAGUUCAAGAAGCGGACGCCCUAUAACUACCUCCAAGUGGCCUACUUCAAGAUCAACCGGCUGGACAAGGCGGUGGCCGCAGCAAACACUUUCUUCCAGGCCAACCCCGACCACGUGGAGAUGAAGCAGAACCUGGACUACUACAGGAUGAUGGCGGGCGUUCAGGAGGAAGACUUCAAAGACCUGGAGGCUCCGGCGCACAUGGCUGAAUUCCUCCUGGGGAAGAGCUUCUACAGCGACGACUCCUUCGGCCUGGCAGCGGAGCACUUUGAAGCGGCGCUGGUCCAGUACCAGGCUGCUGAGCAGGAGUGCCGGGUGCUGUGUGAGGGCACCUACAACUACGACGGAGACGGCUACAUGCAGUACAACGCCGACCUGUUCCAGACUGUGACGGACCACUACAUGCAGGUCCUCAACUGUAAACAGCACUGCUCUGUGGAACUGGCCUCGGCUGCAGGGCGAGACAAGCCCUAUGAGGACUUCCUGCCGUCUCACUUCAACUACCUGCAGUUUUCCUACUACAACAGUGAGAAGUACGAGAAGGCCAUUGAAUGUGCCAAAACCUUCCUGCUGUUCCACCCGGAUGAUGAAGUGAUGAAGCAAAACCUGGCCUAUUAUUCCGCCGUCCUGGGAGAAGACAAGGCGGCAGACAUUCCAGCCAGACAGGAUAUGAAGCAGUUGAUUCGACAGUCCAUCCUGGAGAAGGAGCUGCUUUAUUUUGGAUACGAAAUGUUUGGAAUCCCAUUUGUUGAUCCGGACACAUGGACCCCGGCGGACGUGAUGCCCAAGAAGCUGCGAGACAAGCAGAGAGCCGACAGGGAAGCUGCGGCCCGGAUCACUGAGGAAAUCGGGAACCUGAUGAAGGAAAUUGAAACGCUAGUGGAGGAGAAGAAGAAGGACUCUUCAGAACUGACCAACAUGAUCAUCCCUCAGGAAGAGGCUACCGUGCUGCCUGCGGACAUCACCAUCGCCAUGACGUCCAAGCAGCUCAACGGCUCCCGCCGCGUGCUGCUGGACGGUGUGACCAGCAAUGAGGAGUGCAGGGAGCUGCUGCGCCUCUCCAACGCAGCCGCUCUGAAAGGUGAUGGCUAUAGAGGGCGCCCUUCUCCACACUCGCCCAACGAGAUGUUUCAGGGAGUCACGGUCCUGAAGGCCGUCAAGCUGGGACAGGAGGGCAAAGUGCCCCUCAAGAGCGCGCGGCUCUUCUUCGACAUGAGCGAGAAGGUGCGGAAGAUUUUGGAGUCCUACUUUGGCCUGGAAACUCCCCUCUUCUUCUCCUACUCGCACCUGGUGUGUCGCUCCGCUAUCGAGGAGAAGCAGGAGCAGCGAACAGACCUGAGCCACCCGGUCCACGUGGACAACUGCGUGCUGGUUUCAGAGGCCAACGAGUGCAUCAAAGAGCCGCCGGCCUACACCAACAGAGACUACAGCGCCAUCUUGUAUCUGAACGAAGACUUUGAGGGAGGAGAUUUCAUCUUCACGGAGCUGGAUGCCAAAACUGUGACGGCUGAGGUCAGGCCGCGCUGCGGGCGUGUGGUCGGCUUUGGCGCCGGCAAAGAGAACCCUCACGGAGUCCGGGCCGUCACGAAGGGCCAGCGCUGCGCCGUGGCUCUGUGGUUCACUCUGGAUCCUGCUCAUCAGGAGAAGGAAAGGAUCCGAGCUGAGGAAAUGCUGCGGAUGUUUGCUUCUCCUGUAAACGCUGAGUUCACCCUCAGUGCCGGGGGCAACAGCUCGGAGCAGGUGGCAGCGGAACCACCCGCACACACCGUCACGGAGGAAGCGAUUCAAGAUGACAAACCGUCAGGGGAGGCUCCCGCUGGACAACCAGGGGACUCAUCCAGCGAGAAGGCGGCGGCGACGACGUCCAGCAGCGAGAAGGCGGCGGCGGGUAAAAAGAGCUCCACCAAAACGAAGGCCAAGAAGAGCCCGGCGAAACAGAAGUCGGCAGACAAGCCUGCGGAUAAAGCCGAAACCACCACCCCGAAGAAGAAGAAGAAGAAGCAGGUCGUGGUGAAAAAAGAGUCCAAAAAAGCUUCCAAGUCAGACUCGCUAAAGAACAAAGAGGAGCUGUGAUGGAGAGAGCCGUGACUGUGAAGCCUUUUCUCUGGUGGCACCGUCACGUGCACCUCUCGUGCCCAUCACCUGUGUCCAACAAUCACUGUUUAUUUAUUGGGUCGGCAGCGGGAGACGGUGUGAGUGUUUUAGCUUUUUUUUUUUGGAAGAAAACUGGGUCACUGCGUCUGAGAGGAAUAAAAGGCUUUUGGAAAGGCGUCCUCCUGCAGUUUGUCAGAGGCGCCACUCGGUGGCAGCGUUGGACUCCGGCCCGCGUCUCGGCUCCGCGGCUUCCUGCUGCGACGUGUGUCGCCAGACUGAAUCAUUCAAAGGCCGCCUGCGCCUCUCUGGGUUCCUUUGAAGAUGUAUUUUUGUCUCCGUCUGUUUUGGGGGGAAUUGAUGUAAAGCCAGACACUGACGCGUUGUCUGCGCCGCCCACGCUGGCGCGUCACGUGACUCACAAACACCCGCGUCUCUCGCUCUCUGAGUGGAUCAAACCCCGAAGUCACGACACAUUGGAUUCUCCGCCAUGAAGACGAGACUCUCGGUCACGGGAUGACGGUGAACUGACGAGGUCUAGCCACCCGGCUGGAGGGCGCUGAGGAGGCUCGGCCAUGCAGCAGCCGUCUGGUCUCUCUGCGUGUCACAGCCGCGCGGUCCAGCAGUCACGACUGACUUACACCUGUCAUAUUGACAAACACAACCACAGGCAAACAUCCUGUUCUCAU
Molecule: messenger RNA, 3583 nt
Organism: Synchiropus splendidus (mandarinfish)
Lineage: Eukaryota; Metazoa; Chordata; Actinopteri; Syngnathiformes; Callionymidae
Gene: p3h1
Product: prolyl 3-hydroxylase 1
Exons: 15
Coding region: 402-2876 (824 amino acids)
Biological process (GO): collagen metabolic process
Cellular component (GO): endoplasmic reticulum
Molecular function (GO): L-ascorbic acid binding; iron ion binding; protein binding
Source: RefSeq, a predicted model, not a curated record